This is a messenger RNA of Parnassius apollo (apollo), 1314 nucleotides long. Lineage: Eukaryota; Metazoa; Arthropoda; Insecta; Lepidoptera; Papilionidae. The record is from the annotation of a GenBank genome assembly.
AUGCCCUACUAUUGUACUGUGCCCCGUUGUACAUCUAUGGCCGGCAAAGCAAAAAAUGUAUCUUUUCAUCAGUUCCCAAAAGAUAAAGAACUUGCCAAGGUUUGGAAUGAAGUACUGAAAAGGGGAAAGCCUUAUACAAAAUAUUCAAAAGUUUGCAGCCUACAUUUUAAACCAGAGGAUUACACUAUUACAGAUUUAAAAAGAAACAAAGGCCAUUGGAGAACUCUACGCAAAGAUGCAAUACCAUCUCAAAAUCUACCCUCCGUUACACCUGUAUCAUCAUGCCAAAAAAAUAAAAAUACAGAAUCUUGGAUUCCUUCCAGCAUGAUGGAUUCCCAGUUACACCAAGUGGCUCAGGUUAUUUAUACACAAACAAUGCUAGCUUUACAAGCUUCUGGGUCUGCAGAUCUUAGUAUGAAUGCUGAAUAUAAUGAACAACAGACAUCACCAAACAGAGAGGAUUCAGCAUCUUGUUCAAGCAUCAGCUCAGGCCAGUUCAAUGACACAAUAUCGCAAAUUGAGCAGUUGCUGCAUAAAAAUAACCUCAAUAAUGAAUCGAGUUCAGAUUCAAUGAGUAAAUUUAAUAAUAAUGAUAGUGUAAAUAUGUUUUCUAGUGACAACUACGUCAAAUCCAGGGCACAAGAGUUAGGCUUAAAACAAACAUAUAAAUGUUCAGAAUGCUCUAAAUGUUUCAAAGACCCAGAUGUAUUCGUUCUGCACAAUCGCUCACAUAUGCCAAAGAAAUCUAGCACAGAAAUGGUCUUCCAAAAAACAUUAUCAGAAAAUGUAUGUAGUGAAAAAGAAAAUGUUGAUAGUAAUUCUAGCAACAAUUGUGUUAGUGAAAGUUCUACAGAAGAAACUCUAAGGGCAAAUCCAAUUUUAGCUAAUUUAUUAAAUUCAAGUAUGCCCCAAACUAAUUUGCAUAAAGGUGAAGAAAUGCAGAGGGUACUUGAUUAUAAAAAUGUAACAAGCAUAGAGAAUCAAAUCAUGGCUGCCUUAGCAUCCAAUAUGAAAAACUAUUUUCGGAAUUUAAUGUCACAAGCAGUAAUACCAGGAAAUAAAAAUAUUUCUAAUCAUAAUGAAAGUAACUCUGUUUGCAAAAUGGAAAAUCAAGAAGAAUUUACUAAGGAAACUCAUGAUUGUAAUAAAGAUGUAUUGACGGACGAAUAUGACGCUGAACAGUAUAUGUCAAUGAAUAGUCAAGAGAAUUUUGAUUCUAAAUGUGAUAAUAAAAAGGUAAAUGUAUCAAUGGAAUCAACUACAUUAGGAUUAAGUGAAAAUUCUCAAAAUUGUGAUUUUGCCGUAAAAACGUGA